AAAGUGUCAGAAAGGAGGUCUCUUGUGAAUCAGUCAUGUCUUAAUCGAUGACACAUUGCCGUUAAGCAAAUGCAGAGGCAGCUCGUAUGUUAAGUGCACACUGCUAUGGACAGUUUAAUGCAAAUAUUCAUGUGAUCUCUGCUUCAUGCAGACGUUGCAUUGUGGGUCAUCCGCGAAAUAAACGAAGGUUCCCGUGACAACAACAACAUCAUCGUCAACGAAGUAGAAGUCGUUUCAUACUUUGGUGAUCUCAUUUACUCGUACUGACAGACCUGGUCGAGAAGCCCAUCGACCUGUGGUAAAUUAGUCAUUAGUCUGUAUUUUAUAGGGUAUCUGAGGUUGUGUCAGUUUACGUCCUGUCAUCUCUCAGUCUGUCGGAUCAGCAAUGGCAGAGUCUGCAGUAAGAUCUUCUCCUGUUGGAGAGGGGGACAGAAGUAGCGUGUCAACGACUGGCAGUUUUCACGGUAGUACAGAUUCCAUUCCAUUGGAUGACUCCGAUCUAGCGCAUCAGGGGAUCAGUCUAUUGCUUAACAACAAAUUCAAGGAGGCGAAAGAACUCUUCGAAACACAUAAGAAUGGCAGCCCUCUUAUGCACAUGGGGUCAAGUUUUGUUGCCUUUAUGGAAGGCCUCAUGUCAUUUGAGGACGAGAGGCUGUCUGUUGCCAUGAAAGCUCUUCAGGAAACAGAGAAACGAUGCGAAACAAACAACGGAUUUGUCAGUUCGUUUAAACGAAAGCUGAGUCGCAAGAAAAAUACUACCCAAUCACAGCUCAACCUGGAGGACAAACUACAGCGAGAUGUCAUCAUAGCAGACACAAUUCUCUAUCAGUCCAUCCUCACCUUCUUAAACCAGGACAUUCCCAGCUACGUCAAGGGAGGCUGGCUGCUGCGCAAAGCGUACAAAAUCUACGACAGGGUUCACAAAACUGUGGUACAGCUCCAGCAGAAACUCUCAGAUUCCAAGAUACCGGGACGAGCUGAUCUCACCAAAAGUGCAGCAACAGACGGCAAUGAGAACGAACUCACCGAAGACCUGUUAUCACAGCUUUUGGCCGCUGUCAGUUUCGGCUACGGAACUCUGCAGCUCUCGAUAUCCCUGGUGCCGCCCAAGAUUCUUAAGAUCAUUGAAUUUUUGGGCUUUGAAGGGGAUAGAGAAGCUGGGUUAUCUGCCCUUCAUUACACCAGUAACAGCCGUGAUAUGAGAGCUCCAUUGGCGAUGCUGGGAGUCCUGUGGUAUCACACAAUAUUACGUCCCUUCUUUGCCCUGGAUGGUACAAAUGCAGCUGCGGGUGUGCCUGAUGCUGAGGCUGUCCUCGACGCCAAACAGAAGGACUUCAACAAUUCCUCUCUCUUUUUAUUCUUUAGAGGCAGGGUUCAGCGAAUGAAGAGGGAGACGGAGGCCUCCCUAAUGACCUACAACACUGCACUGGCCCUAGCGGCUGACCAGAGAGAAUUACAGCUAAUGUGUCUCUAUGAAAUAGGCUGGUGUCAUCUACUUCGCUUACAAUGGCACGAAUCCCUGAAAUGUUUCCUCAGGCUAAGUGAAGAAUCCAAAUGGUCCAAGUGUUACUACGAGUACCUUCUUGCUAUCUGUGCAGGGGCCUUAGGAGACACAGCAGGCGCUAGGGAGAGAUUCAAAGUCGUCCCCUCCCUGGUGAAGAGGAAGAAUAAUCAGAUUGAGGCAUUUGUCGCCCGCAGGUCUGAGAAGCUGGGGAAGACCGUUCCCAGUGCUGAAUGCAUGCAGCUGUUGACUGUUGAACUGCUGUUUCUCUGGAAUGCUUUCCCCACGUGUACAGAAGAGGAAUUGAGGGGGUUGUUAAAAGUAUGCGAGAGUCAAACAGAGAGGGGCGUACUUCAUCUGAAGUGUCUAAUAGAGGGCGCUUUGUACCGAGAGCUUCAAGAUGAGGAACUGGCCACUACAUGUUUGGAAGAAGCCAUAGCGCGCCACCAGGGUAUGAAGGAUGACCUACAUGUGGCUGCUUUCGCUAUGUUUGAGUUGGCUACAAUCUACCUGAAAUCACCUCAGACUCUACCAAAAUCCAAGACAUUGCUGAUCAAAAUUAGAGAUAACCUGAAGGAUUAUGAUUUUGAGAACAGACUGAGUGUACGAGUAAAUAAUGCGAUCAAGGUAGUGGAGAAGACACUGAAGGCUCAAAAUUGAAGAGAUGACGAUCUUAGUGCUCAGAGCUUUUUAGCUCCUUGUUUGUAUUAACAGGUAUCCAGGGAACAUGAAUAUAAUUUAUUAGUGGUGAAAAUUAUUCUUAUGAUUUACAUGUGAUUGUAUCAAAAUUGCCUGUAUGAUAAGGUUGGAAAAACACUGUGAAAAUUUUUCACUGACAGUUGCUGUGAUGUGGUUGACUGGAUAUAUUGUUGAUUGUUGGUGAUUUUGUAUGUCCAGAAUUUUGACUGGUGCAGAUGAAAAUGUGUUCUUUCAUUUGGAAACAAUCCGCAGAAAUGGCCCAUGAUCAAGAUAUGCAUGCCGCCAUCAGAAUGUUGUACAAGAGAAGGAUAACUCAGUG
This is a messenger RNA of Liolophura sinensis, 2519 nucleotides long. RefSeq names its product tetratricopeptide repeat protein 39C-like. Gene Ontology annotation, molecular function: protein binding. The coding region runs from base 386 to 2161 and encodes 591 amino acids. The record is from RefSeq and is a predicted model, not a curated record. The transcript has 14 exons. NCBI's taxonomy places the organism in Eukaryota, Metazoa, Mollusca, Polyplacophora, Chitonida, Chitonidae. Gene Ontology annotation, biological process: cilium assembly.